AUGUCUACUCCCACUGGCAUCACUCCCCAGGCAAGUGAGGACCUACUACGUGAUGAGCCAAAGCUGACACUCCAGAACCCUCCCCUCCCCCAACAGCUCACCAACCUCAUGAACGGUGCUCUCAACGCCGCCGGGCUGGGCGGCAAGAACGGCUCAAGCGAUCAGGUCAACCGCAUCCGGAAAGACACGAUCGGCUACAAGUCAUCUCCUUUCCCGCUCAAGGCAAACCAGCAGGCCGACGUCGCCGGGAUCCUGAGCGGAACGGGAUUCCUCCCGGUCGAGCUCGUCGCUGGAGAGGUCGACUGGUUCUACAACCACCUCGGCAUUGACAACGCCUACUUCCUGGCCGAGACUCCCGAGGCCAUCGCCGACCACGUCCUCGCCCUCUACUCUGCCAAGCUCCUCGCGUACACCAAGCACGACCCCGAGAUGCUCGUGAUCGACCUCGAGAAGAUCACGCCCGAGGGCGACAAGGCUGGCGCCAAGGAGGGCGCUGUGUGGAUCCACUCCAGCAAGCCCGGUGUGACUGUCGACAAGGGACCCGGUGCGAGCACGGAGAAGCGAAUUGACGCUCUCUAUAUCGACAAGUCCUCCCCCGCCAAGGCCUACCGCCUCGAGACCUACCGUUCCACUGGCGCGAUCUCCUCCACCAUCUCCCAGCAGCUUCGAUGCUACUUUGUCCAGCGCUGCGUCUUCCCCACCGAGGGCCCCAAGAAGAACGAGAAGGGCAAUACCGACAUCCGGUCCGUCUCCGACGCGUCCUUCUUGGAGAAGGCGACCGAGAACACCCUGGACAUCUACCAGGAGGUCAUGGAUGAGGUGGAGAGGCGCGAGGGUCCCGUCAUUGAGAUGUACGAGGUCGAGGACAGCCGGGAGAGGCGGGUAGUCAUUGGUUACAAGAUGGGUGGCACCAAGAAGUUCUUCUCGGCCCUUUCUGACCUGUACCACUUCUACGGCUUGUACUCGGCCAGGAAAUAUGUCGAGCAAUUCGCCAACGGUGUCACCAUCAUCUCGAUGUACCUCAACCCCGUCCCCAACACCCGCGCCCCGCCCAUCGAGCACUCGAUCCACCAGGUCGUCCGCGAAGCCUCCCUCCUCUUUGUUCUCCCCGACAACCCCUUCUUCAACGUCAUCGAUGACAGCGACUCCACGCAUGCCGUCCAGGAGGCCACAUACGCUUACGUCGGAUGGAUCUUUGCGCAGCACUUCUGCAACCGGCUCGGAUCGGCCUACAUUGCUCUCAAGGAUGCGCUUGACGAGAGCAACUCGAGCCACAUGGAGGUGCUCAACAAGAUCAAGACGCGAUUCAGGGAGGAGACCUUCACCCGGGAGAGCAUCAAGGAUGUCAUCCUGAACCACCCCGAACUGGUCAGGAUGCUCUACAUCAACUUCGCCAUGGUACACUACCCCGCGGCGGACGAAGCGUCCCAUCUCACCCCCACCCUCUCUUUCCAGCGCCUCAAGACCGAGCAGCCCCUCUCAGAUCAAGAGCUGUACCAGAAGAUCCGCAAGGAAGCAUCGAACCAGCACGCCUUCCAGAUCCUCGAGGCGCUCUUGGUCUUCAACAAGCACGUCAUCAAGUGCAACUUCUACCAGCCUACCAAGGUCGCGCUGUCGUUCCGCCUCAACCCGGCUUUCCUACCUGAGGUCGAAUACCCCAAGCAGCCUUUCGGGAUGUUCUUCGUCGUCGGCUCCGACUUCCGAGGGUUCCACGUCCGGUUCAGGGAUGUUGCUCGUGGAGGUAUCCGCAUCAUCCGGUCGAGAGGUAAUGAGAACUACAACUCCAACGUCCGAACUCUGUUCGACGAGAACUACGGCCUGGCGGCUACUCAGAACCUGAAGAACAAGGAUAUCCCAGAAGGUGGAGCCAAGGGGACGAUCCUGCCCAUUGUCGGCGCAGAUAUCAAGCAGGCCUUCCACAAAUACGUCGAUGCCAUCAUCGACCUCCUUAUUCCCGGCCAGUCACCUGGUAUCAAGGGUCCCAUCGUGGAUGUUUCGAACCGCCAAGAUCCGGAGAUCCUCUUCUUUGGCCCGGACGAGAACACGGCCGACCUCAUGGACUGGGCCGCGCUGCACGCCAAGAAGCGCGGCGCACCGUGGUGGAAGUCGUUCACUACCGGCAAGUCGGCCGAGUCGCUCGGUGGUAUCCCGCACGACAUCUACGGUAUGACCAGUCUUUCGGUCAGGCAGUACAUCUACGGUGUUCUCAAGGCGCACGGCCUGAAUGAGAAGGAGGUCACCAAGUUCCAGACGGGUGGGCCAGAUGGUGAUCUUGGAUCAAACGAGAUCCUGCUCAGCAAGGACAAGACGAUCGCCAUCAUUGACGGAUCCGGUGUCCUCUACGAUCCCGCAGGACUCGACCGACCCGAGCUCAUCCGCCUCGCCAAGGCCCGUUCUCCCAUCUCCGGCUUUGAUCCCAAGAAGCUCGGUCCCGAGGGCUACCGCGUCCUGGUCGACGAGAAGGAUGUCCGCCUCCCAUCCGGCGAGAUCAUCCCAGACGGCACGGAUCUCCGCAACAACUUCCACUUCCGGGUCAAGGCGGAUCUCUUCGUCCCGUGCGGUGGUCGGCCCGAAGCGGUCAACGUGUCCAACGUCGCAAACCUCAUCGACGGCGAUGGCAAGCCCCACUUCAAGUACGUCAUUGAGGGCGCCAACCUGUUCUUCACCCAGCAGGCGCGUCUCUGGCUGGAGAAGAAGGGCGUGGUGCUGUUCAAGGACGCGUCGACCAACAAGGGUGGUGUGACGUCGAGUUCGCUCGAGGUGCUGGCGGGUCUGAGCUUGAAGGAUGGGGAGUACGGGGAUCUCAUGAUCUUCAAGGAUGGCAAGCCGUCACCGUUCUACCAAUCCUACGUCAAGGACAUACAGCAGAAGGUCUGCGAGAACGCCGCGGCGGAAUACUCGUGCAUCGCCAAGGAGUGGCAACGGCAAAAGGGCACCAUGCCCCGCACGCGCAUCACCGACCAGCUCUCGUCAACCCUCAACGACCUUCAGAAUGAGCUCGAGGUAUCGGACCUGUACGACAAUCUCCAAUCGCGCAAGAACGUCUUGGCGCACGCGAUCCCCAAGACGCUCGUCGACAAGCUCGGCCUGGACGAGCUCAUGCAGCGUCUGCCGGAGCAGUAUCAGCGGGCGGUAUGGAGUGCGUGGGUCAGCAGCAACUACAUUUACGAGUGCGGGAUGGGGGCGAGCAACGUGGACUUCUUCCACUUCUUCUCGAGGUUGGCUCAAUAG
Dioszegia hungarica is the source of this 3231-nucleotide messenger RNA. Its product is annotated as glutamate dehydrogenase. Lineage: Eukaryota; Fungi; Basidiomycota; Tremellomycetes; Tremellales; Bulleribasidiaceae. The record is from RefSeq and is a predicted model, not a curated record. Gene Ontology annotation, cellular component: mitochondrion. Gene Ontology annotation, molecular function: L-glutamate dehydrogenase (NAD+) activity. The transcript is spliced from 14 exons. The coding region runs from base 1 to 3231 and encodes 1076 amino acids.